This is a messenger RNA of Phalacrocorax carbo (great cormorant), 1399 nucleotides long. Lineage: Eukaryota; Metazoa; Chordata; Aves; Suliformes; Phalacrocoracidae. The record is from RefSeq and is a predicted model, not a curated record.
UCCCGGGUCCUGACCGACCUUCACCGCCCGGGGCGGGGGGUGGGGAUAAAAGGGCCCCGCGGCGCCGCGCCGCGCUCCCGCCCCCCGCCCCUCCGCUGCGGCUGCGGCGGUGCCGGUACGGCGGGCAGCGGCGCGGCGGGGCCGGCGGAGAGGCCCGGCUCCGAUGCGACCUCUGAGCACCGGGGUGAGAGGCAGCCCCCGGCGGAGCCUGGCCGGCCGCCAUGCCCUGGAGCGUCCGGUGGGUCGGCGGCCGCGGCGCCCAGUCCCAGAAGCAGUGCAAGAAAUCCUCCUUCGCCUUCUACCAGGCGGUGAGGGACCUGCUGCCGGUCUGGUUCCUGGAGGACAUGCGGACCAUGGAGGUCUUCCACUGGGAGGACGGGGGCAAGGUGAGCGUGUACUCGCCCUCCGAGGCCCUGCUCUACGCACUGGUGCACGACCACCAGCCCUACGCCCGGCACCUGCUGACUAAGUUCCCCCAGAGCGCCCUGGCCGUACCCAGCCAAAGCUUCAGCUGCUGCCAGUCCUCGGCCCCACACCUGGCCAUGGCUGUCCGCUACAACCGCACCCGCAUCCUCUUCCGAAUCCUCAAGGCCAUCCAAGCCUUCCCGCCAAGCGACAGAGCCGGCCACCUGGACCGACAGGGCUGCAGCCGCGUGGAGGGUGGCAAGACAGCCUUGCAUGUGGCCUGUGAACUGGUGCGACCCGAGUGCUUGCUCCUGCUGCUCGGGCACGGCGCGUCGCCCUGCUUGCAGGACAGUGCUGGGAAUACCCCCCUCGACACCUUGCUGCAGCAGAUUUCCCUCGCGCCAGCAGCUAACAUGCGUGCCAAGCUCCUCUGCCUUGACUGCCUCUUCUUCUUCAUGCCUCGGGACCUCCAGUUCACAAUGAAACAGCAGCUGUUGGACAACCGGCAGCGCUGGCAGGACCUCCUGGGGGAGAACCGGUUCCAGUGCCUGCUGGGCUUAGCUCCCCCGUCACUGUUUGUCGGAGCCAUGCGUGUCUUGAUCAGGACCAUCUCACCUGAGCACUUCCCAGAGGCACUGGACAAUCUACCUCUGCCUCAUUUUCUAAAGCCUUUGGACUUGAAACUGGAGAGCUAGAGGGGUGGUAGGAGAGUCUCCUGCUCACCUGACAGACUGUUGCGCUAAAAAUGCAUCAGUAUACGAAGCUGCUAAUGCGGCAGCCAAGUAUCUGUUUUAAUUAGAAAGAACUUUAUUUUUUAAAAUAAUUGUAUCUGGCACCUUACAAUAUAUUUUAUUUAAAGAUCCUUGUGGUGAGGUGAGGUCUGCACUGCAUUUUUAUAAAAAGAUUCUAUGGCAUGUACAAAUGAGGGUAUGUGGGAGAAUAUAUUUGUAAAUACAUCCGAAUAAACCAGUGGCAGAUGUGAUCAAAAUACAAA